AUGAAACCAUUCAACACUGGACACGAGGAGCUGGUGCACGACGUUGCGUACGACUUUUACGGCCGUCGAAUUGCCACCUGUUCGUCCGAUACCACUGUCAAGGUCUUUGACCGAAACGAUUCGACUGGCGAAUGGGAUAUCAGCGACUCUUGGAAGGCCCAUGAUGCCUCCAUCAUCAAGGUGUGCUGGGCCAAUCCCGAGUUCGGCAAGGUUCUGGCCACAUGUUCUCACGAUUCUACUAUCAAGAUCUGGGAGGAAAACAUCCGCGAGAAGCAGAACAGUGGAAAGCGAUGGAAGCGGGUGGCCACUAUCACCGAUCACAAGGGGCCUAUUUACGACCUGGCCUUCUCGCCUAGCCACUGCGGUCUCAAGCUGGCAUCUAUCUCCACCGAUGGACAAUUCAAGAUUCAUGAGGCUUUGGAUCCUAAUGCUAUCAGCUCGUGGACUAACAUUUUCGAAACCAACACACUGAGUAGUGCCCCCAGUCGGCAAUUGCAGAGUUCAUUCUGCUUAUCGUGGGGCAAAUCACGGUUUUCCAAGGAAUACGUGGUUGCAUGUGCCCUGGAACAGUCGUAUAUCUACCAGAGACAGGAAAACGGCAAAUACACACAGACAGGCCAGCUGCCUGCUCAUGGAUCCAUCAUCAGAGAUAUUUCGUGGGCUCCUAGUAUUGGAAGGGGGUACCAGCUGAUUGCUACUGCUUGCAAGGAUGGUUUGGUUCGAAUCUUCAAAAUUGAGGAGCCUCUGACUGAGAGUGGACAACUGCAGGUGUCUCUGAUAAACCAGUUCGAUGAUCACAAGGGAGAUGUUUGGCGUGUAUCUUGGAACCUCACUGGAACAAUCCUGUCGUCCGCAGGAGAUGAUGGACGGGUCAGACUGUGGAAAUCUACUUACAACAAGGAGUUCCAGUGUGUGGGUAUCGUUUCUGCUGAGCAGAAGCAUGACGCUAUUGAGGAUUAG
This is a messenger RNA of Yarrowia lipolytica CLIB122, 960 nucleotides long. RefSeq lists its product as uncharacterized. Lineage: Eukaryota; Fungi; Ascomycota; Dipodascomycetes; Dipodascales. Gene Ontology annotation, biological process: cellular response to amino acid starvation; positive regulation of TORC1 signaling. Gene Ontology annotation, molecular function: structural molecule activity; protein binding. The record is from RefSeq and is a predicted model, not a curated record. Gene Ontology annotation, cellular component: Seh1-associated complex; nuclear pore outer ring.